This is a messenger RNA of Penicillium salamii, 2280 nucleotides long. NCBI's taxonomy places the organism in Eukaryota, Fungi, Ascomycota, Eurotiomycetes, Eurotiales, Aspergillaceae. The record is from the annotation of a GenBank genome assembly.
AUGACUUCGGCUACUUUGCGUGCUAUCACGCACCGCUUGACAACUACCCCGGUGGAGCAAUUGCCCUCCAAAGCUGCAUUGCUUGCGACCUCAUUGAACGACUGCGCCGCUCUCCUCUCAGCCCCGCAAAAUCAGAAGGGCAAGUCGGAUUCGGACAAUGCUGUUCAACUCCAUAAGUUGAAGACCAGAUUGGCUAGUCUGUUGCAAGAUCGCAGUGUUGAGGGAAGAUGGACUGCUGUGGUGCUGGUCAAAGCGGCGGUUGAAGCUGGUCAAUGGGAAAUCCUGCGUGGAUAUGAGCCUAUUGUUCGCAGCUUGAUUGGAAUCCUAGCAAAACCUGAUCCGAUCUCCACAAGAAAGAUGUGUAUCAUCACACUCACUCGGAUAUUCCAUCUCACGUACCAGUACCCCACGCUUGUUCGGGAAAUCACGACCCCUCAACUCCCAGGAUUCAUCACUGCUGCCUUGAACUUGGUUUCGACUGCAACAAAGACUCCUUCAGGCUCGACCCGGAAGUCAAAACCCAACACUCCAUUCAUGGAGGUUGUUCUGCACGCCUUGCUUGAACUGAUUCCCAGACAUAUCACUAUUUUCAGACCAUUCAACUCCCAACUCCGAUCUCUUCUGACCGAGGUCAUUGGAUCCUCGUCUGGACAGUUCCCAGGACAAGUCAUCGAAGCAGCGGAGCAACUGCUUGUGUCCCUUCACAAGUGCGCGCCGAAGGACCAGGCGACUACUGGAUGGAAAGAUGACUGCAAGGCGACAAUCCUGGCUAUUCAUCAAACAACCGAUCAUGUUUACCGAGCCGUGGUGGAACAGUGGGAAUCGGUGGAUGGGAGCUUGACUCAUACGCGCCCCAAUUGUAGUCAAGAAAUUGGCAGCGAGGGACCGGAUAGCCUUGGACUGCCAGAGUGGCAAGGAUUGCACUUGGGUGUGGAUAGGCUACUUGCGCUUCUAGAGAUCCUCUCUAGUUUCUUAUCAACACCAUCAGCGGCCGCAGUCGCUCUCCCCGUGGGCGCUAUCCUCGAUGUGACCUCCAGACUUACGUCUGUCACUGUUCCACUGAAUGGUGAACCGUCUCAAUCCGGAAUCCAAUUCAACAAGGAAAUUAGCCGUGAUGAGCGGGAGGGACUUUGGAUGGAACUCCCUCGCAUCCACAUUGCGUGCAUGGGUCUGCUCUCUAACCUCUUUGGAGUUCUUGGCACAAGCGCCACUUCGGUAACACAGACAGCUCUUGAGCAGGCCGUUUGGGUGUUCAAAGGCGAGAGCUUCAACCAAGACCUUCGAUCUGCCGUAUACAGCUUGUUGCGUUCCCUGGUCCCUGUUAACGGGCCUGCGAUGGCAAAGGAGAGCGUGGUGUCAUUGUCAAACGUCGUGCGCUCUUGCUGCAACGACCUCCUUCCGUCAGUUGAAAACCAAAGCCAAGCAGGAAACCCAGGCUCUGAUCCCAAGUCGAAGUCAAAGGGCGGGCACGGAUCAGCCAAUGCCGAUGCGUUCUUGAACCCCGAGCUGCAGAAAUUCCGUCAAAAACAGGCGUCGUCUCCUUUCUUACAGAACGCAUCUGGGCUUCUGCAGGCUGUGUUGGUUUCAAUCCCCGCCGAGCUUGUGCCGCCUUCUGUCAGAACUGAGAUCGACCGCACUAUCAUUCUCACCACUGACAAAGAUCCUAUGCUGGCCAGUGUUUUGAACCCCGUGCCUGCGGCCAAGGGUCGUGGAGCAGGAGCCAGUAUCAUCCCCUUCUUGGUUCGGCCGUACGCCGAUCAGAUGGAAGUGGAGGCUCUCGUCCGUCCUAGAAUGCCUGUCUUGAUGACUGCCCCCGAACUCGAUGCCUAUAUCGACGAAGACGAAGAAGAAGUGGAGGACGAGGAGAUGGCUGAUGACGCGUACAAAGCUGCUCCCAAAACCGCCGAGUUCUUGAAACAGCCUGUGUCUAUGCCCAUUCAUGUGCCCCAGGCCGAGCAGCCGAAGGCCGCCGAACCGGCUCCUACCUUCCAGAAGCGAACCUACACAGAGGAUUCAACGACGCAGGAGCCAGCGACCAAGAAACAGGAUGUUCAGGUGAAAAAGGCACGCUUUGAGGAACUGGUUCCAAACGCAGUUUCCCAGCCCGCUCCCGCAGUCACUCAAUCCGAGGCUCCCAAGGUCUCAGCUCCCGUCACCACCACUUCUACUCCUGUGACUUCACAGGCCACAGAGGAGCUUGACGAAAGCGAUGAUGAAUUGCCCACUCUGAACGUCGACUCUGACACCGACGAUGACGAUGACGUCACAAUGGAAGGCUAA